Rotaria sp. Silwood2 is the source of this 1422-nucleotide messenger RNA. The record is from the annotation of a GenBank genome assembly. Lineage: Eukaryota; Metazoa; Rotifera; Eurotatoria; Philodinida; Philodinidae.
AUGAAGAGUGAUAUAACACAACAAACACAACAUAUUCUUAAUCUUAUUGCUAAACGCGAUUUAGAUGAUGAUGAAAAGAAACAAUUAAUCGAUGAAACUGUGGAAAAUUUUAAUUCAUAUAUCAAUCCAGGUUUCUUACAAUAUCGUAAAUCAUUUUCACCUGAUUACGUAGCUGUUGAAUGGGCUGACAGUGGUUCAACAUUUACGUGUGUUAAAGGUAUUGAGUAUAUUGAUUGUUUAGGUGGAUAUGGAAUUUACAAUGUUGGUCAUCGUCAUCCAAAAGUUUUAAAAGCAGUUACUGAUCAAUUAAAUCGUCAAGCACUUCAUUCACAAGAAUUGCUUGAUCCAUUACGUGGUUAUUUAGCUAAAAUUUUAGCUGAUUUAGCACCAGGCAAUUUGAAAUAUACAUUUUUUACUAAUAGUGGUACAGAAUCAGUCGAAGGUGCAUUAAAAAUGGCUAUGCUUGCAACUGGUCGACGAACUAUGAUUGCUGCUGUUGGAGGUUUUCAUGGCAAAAGUUUAGGUUCAUUAAGUGCAACAUCAAAAGCUGUUUUUCGAAAACCAUUUUUACCAUCAUUACAUAAUAUGCGUCAUAUUCCAUUUAAUGAUUUACAUGCACUUGAACAAACAUUAGCUUGCCUUCAAUUUACUGGAGACGAUGCUGCUGCUGUUUUACUUGAACCAAUACUUGGUGAAGGUGGUGUAAUUGUACCAAGUGAUGAUUAUUUUCCAGGUGUACGUCGUUUAUGUGAUAAAUAUGGUGCUUUAUUAAUUGCUGAUGAAGUUCAAACUGGUAUGGGACGAACAGGAAAAAUGUUUUGUGUUGAACAUUGGAAUGUUGAACCAGAUAUAUUAUGUUUGGGAAAAGCUUUCGGUGGUGGAAUUAUGCCAGCAGGUGCUUUUAUUGGCUCAGAAAAAUUAUGGGCGCCAAUAUUUUCAAAUCCAUUUUUACAUACAACAACAUUUGGUGGUAAUCCAUUAGCAUGUGCAGCUGCAAUAGCAACAAUAAAUGUUUUACUUGAAGAACGUUUGUGUGAUCGUGCACGAACUGUAGGUGAUAUAUUCUUAAGUAAACUUAAAUCAACUAUUAAACCUUAUUCACCACAUAUGGUACUUGAUGCUCGUGGUAAAGGUUUAAUGAUAGCUUUAGAAUUUCCUGAUACAGAUAUUGGUUUUCGUGUUUCAAAAGGUUUAUUUCGAGAAAAAGUUCUUGUUGCUGGUACAUUAGUUAAUGCUAAAACAAUACGUAUUGAACCACCAUUAACAAUAACAUUAGAACAAGUUGAUCAGGUUAUUAUUGCAUUAAGUAAAGUAUUAAAAGAAAUUGCAAGUGAAAUGAAAGUUCAAUUCAUAAAUGAAUCAAUUGUUAAACCAAUACCAUUAAAUAAUCUUCAACAAACUGUACUUUCAAGACAAUUGUAA